Messenger RNA from Leptosia nina, 3567 nucleotides. Lineage: Eukaryota; Metazoa; Arthropoda; Insecta; Lepidoptera; Pieridae. The record is from the annotation of a GenBank genome assembly.
AUGAACUUCAUCGCCAGGGUGGUAGGUAAACUAUCGCAAGAGAGGGGCGACCACACCAACAUUGGUACGGUAGACGCUAUAAUGAACGGACAGCACGCGCUUUUUAUUUUUUUAAUAUUUAUUUUCACCACUUCGUUCAAUGUGUCCUGCGAUUCGGGUGAGAAUGUUCCGCAAAUGAAGAGAUUUGAGCUAUACGAUGGUGUAUAUGUGAAGAUACCCAAAGAUAACAACACGAGCAACUUGGUCUCUUUUGAAAUAGAUCUAGAUAGAAAUGUGGAAACCGGUCGAAAAAAACAAAAGAAGAUGCUGGAGAAAAUUCUACCGAUGAUGGCGCUACCGUUCCUCGUACAGUCUUUGAUCGUGCCUAUAUUCCUCGGCGUGAUAAAGUUUAUGCUAUUCAAGUCACUUAUGAUUGGUAAACUUGCUUUAGUUCUGAUCAUCAUUAAUGCAUUUAGGAAUAGCAAUAGUCUAAAGGGAAGAGAUGCAGAUAUCGCCUCGAUAAGCUACGGUUAUGGUGGUCAUGAUGACUUCGGGGGCUAUAGGUUUUUUGUUGUAACCUUCUUGUCCUUCAGUAGAUUAACAAUACGCCACUAUGUGUUGAUGAGGGCAAAGCUUCAAAAAUGGAAGUCGUCUUAUAUAAUAGUAGCCAUAGUAGCAUUUAGCCUGUUUCACACAGCUCUUGCACUUGAAAAUACAAUCAAGGGCGCUACAAAUGAAAACAUACUGGAGAGAAGUAUUAAGGAAAAUGAUGUCAUAAAUUACAGAUUGUCAAGGAAUGUAAAACCUUUAAAUUAUAAAUUAAUGCUAUGGCCCGAUUUAAAGGAGAAAACUUAUCAAGGGCAGGUGGCUAUUAAACUUUCUGUAACAGAACCCACCAAAGUUGUCGAAGUGCAUAAAAAACAUCUAUUGAUACAAAUUAUGACUUUAAAAAACGCUAAGGGUGAAAAUGUAGUAAUUAAUAACAAUAACACUGAUGAAACAAGAGAAGUGUUUCGUAUGGAAUUUAACGAUGAAUUGCCUCAAGGCGAUUAUGAGUUAACUCUCAAUUUCACCGGAAAGCUUGAUAACGGAAUUGUUGGCUUUUAUGAAAGUACAAUUCGAAAUGGCAAGGGUCUAAAUGAACUGCCAAUACAAAAAUAUUUUGAAGUGAAAUCCUUAGAACAGUUGUACAUUCAGUUAGAUGAAAAAAUCAAUGCUGGCAGUUAUGAAUUAAAAAUUGAUUUCUGUGGCGACUUAACCAGGAAUAUUGUAGGUUUUUAUUUAUCUCGACUGAAAGAUGGAGGCACCAUGGUGGCAAGUAAGUUCCAACCUACUUAUGCACGACAAGCAUUUCCAUGCUUUGAUGAACCAGAUUUUAAAGCAACAUAUGAUAUUACUCUUGUGAAGCCUGUUGAAUAUGUGGCAUUAUCGAACAUGAAUGAAGUUUCGAAGACACAUGAUCAGAAAAGUAAUACAGAAGCUGUUACAUUUGCAACUAGUGUUCCAAUGUCAACCUAUUUAGCAUGUUUUGUUGUUUGUAACUUUGAUUUUAAAGAAACUAUAAUAAACGCAAAUGGUAUUGGUAAGAAUUUCACCUUGAGGUCAUUUGCUCAAAAGCAACAAACACACAAAAUUGACUUUGCUCAAGAUAUUGGGAAACGUGCUACAGAAUACUAUAUUCAAUACUAUGAGGUGCCAUUUCCACUGCCAAAACUUGAUAUGAUAGCGAUUCCAGACUAUGUAUCAGGAGCCACUGAGCAUUGGGGUCUGAUUACAUAUAGAGAAACAUCAUUCCUAGUAGAUGAAGCAACAGCGUCAUCUCAAAAUAAAAUCAGUGUAGCCAAUACAAUUGCUCAUGAGUUAGCUCAUAUGUGGUUUGGAAAUUUAGUUACCAUGAAGUGGUGGGAUGAAGUCUGGUUAAAUGAAGGAUUUGCUUCCUAUAUGCAAGUGAAAGCCUUAAAUGCCAUAGAACCAUCUUGGACAAUGUUGGACCAGUUCUUGACGAGAACACUUCAUUCUGUUUUGGUGACUGAUGCAAAAUUAUCUAGUCAUCCUAUAGUCCAAACAGUAGAGACUCCUGAUCAAAUUACUGCCAUUUUCGACUCCAUUUCAUACAAUAAGGGUGCAUCUGUUUUAAGGAUGUUGGAAGGUUUUAUUGGAGAAGAGAAUUUCCGCCAAGGAGUUUCAGAUUAUUUGAAGAAAUAUGAAUUUGGUAACACUGUCACACAGGACUUGUUAUCUUCCUUGGAACCGUAUUUUGUAAAGCGUAAUAGCGGUCUGAACCUCAAUUAUAUAAUGGAUACUUGGACAAGACAAAUGGGAUAUCCGCUUAUAACUGUUAAGGAAGAAGAAAAUAAUAAAUUAGUCCUAACACAAUCACGGUUCUUGUUAGAUCCGAAUGCCGAGUAUGAAGAUGACUCUGAUUUUCAUUACCGAUGGUUUGUACCAAUAACCUAUACGACAAGCAAAGGCAAACACGAAGACAUUCUCUGGUUUCCGGAUACCGCAGAAAAUGUGGAAGUACAGUUAAGUAAUGAUGAGAAAUGGAUAAAGAUCAACAAUAAUCAAGUUGGAUACUACAGAGUUAAUUACCCUUUGAGCACCUGGAAUAAAAUCUUAUUGGAAGCGAUGAAACAACAAAGUGGAAUGCUAACGUUAUCGGACCGAGCCAAUCUAUUGGAUGAUGCAUUCGCUUUGGCGGAAGCUGGUCUCCUACCAUAUGACACUGCUCUCAACCUAACAGCUUACCUCACAGCUGAAAAAGAUUUUGUGCCGUGGGAGACAGCUGCGGGGAAAUUUAGCCAACUCUCAGAUAGACUACUUGGAACCACAUCCCACGACCAUCUUAAGAAAUAUAUACAGAACCUCAUCGAAGGACUGUACACACAACAAAGUUGGGACAGAACUAAAUUGGAUGUCAUUCAAGGCCUCCUGCGCACGAGGGUUUUAACACUAGCGACAUCUAGUGGCGUGCCUGAUGCUAAUAGUCGUGUUCGGGAACUGUUCCUUAACUGGUUAGAUUCCCACGGUACGACGAACGCAUUCGUGAUUGAACCGGACUUGAGAACUCUAGUCUAUCACUAUGGUAUGAAGCACGCGACCCAAGAGGAAUGGGACAAGCUGUGGCAAAUUUACCUCCAGGAAGAAGAUGUCCAAGAGCAAUCUAAACUACGGUCCGCGCUCUCUGCUCCGGAAAAUGUUGAUAUACUAAAGAAAUAUUUGGAUUUAUCCUGGGACAAAAAUAACAUUCGCAGUCAAGAUUUUUUGAACGUUCUGCAGUCGAUCAGCGGCAACCCCUCUGGUACUGCUCUUAUUUGGGACGAGGUACGAUCGAGGUGGGAAGAACUAGUUGCCAAAUUCACUCUUAACAGCAGAUAUCUUGGCAAUCUCAUACCUGCUAUUACAAGCACGUUUAAUACGAAAGAAAGGUUGACAGAGAUGGAGAAGUUUUUCGAAAAGUAUCCCGAUGCCGGCGCAGGCGCAUCGGCGCGUAAGCGGGCACUUGAAACUGUACGAAAUAAUAUUAAAUGGACAGCCACUCAUCAGUCUGCAGUUGCAAAGUGGCUUGAGAACCGAAUUAAAAUCUAA